This is a messenger RNA of Coffea arabica (coffee), 561 nucleotides long. Its product is annotated as protein VACUOLELESS GAMETOPHYTES-like. NCBI's taxonomy places the organism in Eukaryota, Viridiplantae, Streptophyta, Magnoliopsida, Gentianales, Rubiaceae. The record is from RefSeq and is a predicted model, not a curated record.
AUGAACAGCAUUACUCAUUUUAGCCCUCCACAUGAGCUUAAGCGAGAGGAAAUGGUUAUACGGAGUUACGAGAAAUGUAAACUGUGUCAGCAAGAGGUUCUUCCAGGAGUGGUAUAUAGGUGUGAGAGACCUAAAUACUUCGUUCAUGGAAGCUGUGCUGAACUUCCAUGGCAUCUGAGGCAUCCCUUUCAUCCUGAUCACACUCUUACUCAAUUUGACAUCGCACCUGACUCCAAAAGUUGCAGUGUUUGUGGUGACCAUUUUGGGGGCUGCGCUUACCGGUGCUCUGAAUGUGAAUUCGUAUUGAAUCUUUCUUGUGCUGCCUUGACACCUUCCAGGAUUAGGGGUCCAGAACUUAAGAUUAAUCAUCAGCAUCCCGUUACUGCUUUUGACAAACCAAAAGACCACAAUGCAUGUGGUGUCCCUAAAAACCUCAUUUACAUGUGUCAGAAGUGUAAUUUUAGCUUGGACAUUAAAUGUGCUACUGCAAAGCACCCCUUAAUUAGGUCUAAAAUUCAUCAGGAUGAUCUUGCUUACUUCAACAACACAUCAGACAACUGA